AGGUAAUUGAAACCGACCUAAAGCUUCUCUUUAAUUAUUCUAAAAGGUGUCGAUGGCUCCAGAAGAUGAAGAGAAAACCUCGUUCUAUGCUGGUGACGAAAUCUAUUGCUAUGUCAUAAUGCCAUUUGGCUUAAAGAACGUAGGUGCUACUUAUUAGAAAAUGGUGACUAUCAUCUUCCGAGCUCAGAUCGGUAGGAAUCUAGAAGUUUAUGUUGAUGACAUUGUGGUAAAGAGCUUGAAAGCAGAAUACUAUCUAGCUGAUCUCGAUGAAACUUUCAACAACCUCAGAAAGAACAUAAUGCGAUUAAACCCAGCCAAAUUCAUUUUCGGCGUGGAGUCUGGGAAAUUUCUAGGCUUCAUGGUUUCUCUAAGAGGGAUUGAGGUCAAUCUAGAAAAGAUCAGAGCAAUUGUUGAGAUGAAACCACCAAAGUCAAUGAAAGAUAUACAGAGGUUAACUGGAAGGGUGGUAGCUCUGCAUAGGUUCAUAUCGAAAUCAGCAGAUAAGUGCCUGCCAUUUUUCAAGAUCAUGAGUGUCAUGAAGCCACGAAUGAUGGAGAUCAGUAUAGACCCGGACACACCAAGCUGGACUGAUUCAAUUAUCUCCUUUUUACGAGAUGGAACAGUACCUGAAGACAAGAUGAGGUUGAGGAAAAAAGUGUCUCGAUAUACACUCAUCGAUGGGGUCCUCUAUAAGAGAUCUUUCUCACUCCCUCUUCUACGGUGCUUGAAUCCCUAUGAAGCAGAGUACGCACUUCAGGAGGUACAUGAAGGUGUCUGUGGGAGCCACAUUGGUGUUGGAACCCUUGCUCACAAAGUCCUAAGAUAGGGAUAUUACUGGCCAAAUAUGUAUAAAGAUGCUACUCAUUU
Molecule: messenger RNA, 867 nt
Organism: Rubroshorea leprosula
Lineage: Eukaryota; Viridiplantae; Streptophyta; Magnoliopsida; Malvales; Dipterocarpaceae
Source: the annotation of a GenBank genome assembly